AUGUGGCAUUUGCAAAUCAAACAUGAGCACCGGCUUCAGUUAUUACUGAUUAAUAUACUCUUAUCAUGUAAUGGUUUGUUUACAGUUGUAACUUCUCUGGAUGUAUCUAACUGGAUGAAUGAAAACUCAAAUAUGAUGAUUGUCUCACAACUACAUAAUUCUAGUAUCAAAUCCACAUUGUCGACUAACAAGUCAAAUACCUCACAGUGUAUCAGUGAAAAUGAUUCUGCAUUAACCACGGGGAUAAUUUUUAUCUUAUCUCUAAUUGUUGCAAUAGCUACUGCUGGAGGAAAUUUUUUAGUAAUUUUAGCUGUGAUACUUGUAAAAAAGCUCCAAACACCGAGCAACAUUCUUAUUGGGAGUUUAGCAUUUAGUGAUUUAUUUGUAGCCCUAUUAGUCUUACCUUUCACAAUAAUUGAUGCUUAUCAAGGUUACUGGCCGUUUAAUGAGGCUUUAUGUGAUAUGUACAUAUCUUUCGAUGUACUGUUGUGCACUGCAUCAAUACUAAAUCUUUGUGCUAUUUCCAUUGAUCGGUAUUUAGUUAUCACAAAACCAUUAACAUAUGCAAGUAGACGAACACCACGUCGUAUGGCUGCAAUGAUAGCUACUGCAUGGAUAGGUUCAGCAUUAAUAAGUGUACCGCCUAAUUUCGGUUGGAAAGAGCCAUUUCAAAAAUGUGCCUGUGAGUACAGUAAAAAUGUUGGCUAUCAGGUGUAUGCAACAUUUUUUGCAUUUUAUCUACCACUUUUCGUGAUGAUUAUCUUGUAUGGAAGGAUAUUUAAAUUGGCCAGAGAAAUGUCACAUAGUGGUCAAUCAAAAAUGACUCCAGGCGUAUCACGUAAAUCAACUGAAAUACCAGAGAAUGUAUCGAAUAAUUCAAAUUCAGAACCUAUAUUAGAUAAGAAGUUACAUGAAGAACUACAAAUAACAAGUACAAAUACAGCUCAAUAUGUACAGUCAGAUGAUGAAAACAUGGUAACUAGUGAAACUGAUAAUGGUUUAAAAAAGGAUGUAAAUACAAAAAAUAGCAUCUGUGAAACAAAAGAAGAAAAUAAACGAUUAAACUCUUAUUCGUCAAGAAAACUACUCACUGACUCUAUGAAUGUAACUAAUGAAUUGUGGAGAGAAGCUCAUGGAAGAAGAUCUCGUGGAAAUUCCGAUACGAAAGUAAUUAAAACACUUGGAGUUAUUAUGGGCUGCUUUUGUCUUUGUUGGCUUCCAUUUUUUAUGAUGCAACUACUUUUGGCUCUUUUAAGUGCAGCUGGUUAUAACACUGAAAAUUUGAUUCCAGUUGGUGUAUUUCGAUUUUUACAAUGGUUAGGUUAUGUGAACAGUUUUCUGAAUCCCCUUAUAUAUGCCAAAUUCGAUCGUGAAUUUCGUGGUCCUUUUAAAAUGAUACUUCUUUGUCAUUGUCGAAAUAUUAAUGCGCGAUUACGUGCAGCUCAUUAUUCUGCUCAAUAUGGUCUACCAAGUUCAUCAAGUAAGCGUCAGAGCGUGAUUGUGUCAUCACUCUAUAGACGUAAUGAUAUGGCUUCAGGAUGGCUCAGGCGGUCUCUAAAUCAGAGAUGCCCUGCUACCGUCCCUGUAAGACCGCGUCGAAGACCUCAAUUAACUUUCAGAAACACUUUUCCAGGACAACUGGAUGAAAGAUGA
Molecule: messenger RNA, 1653 nt
Organism: Schistosoma turkestanicum
Lineage: Eukaryota; Metazoa; Platyhelminthes; Trematoda; Strigeidida; Schistosomatidae
Source: the annotation of a GenBank genome assembly